This is a messenger RNA of Styela clava, 3721 nucleotides long. RefSeq names its product actin-related protein 8-like. NCBI's taxonomy places the organism in Eukaryota, Metazoa, Chordata, Ascidiacea, Stolidobranchia, Styelidae. The record is from RefSeq and is a predicted model, not a curated record.
UGUUGUUCAAAUAGGAAUAGCAGCAACGUCAGUGAUCUGGAAUUUUGGACAAAAUCUCUUAUCAACUAGCAAUGGUCCAUGACUAAUUUGGAUAUUAUGAUUCGAGGAACAAAACACGCAAUAACUUAUUCUUAAAUACUACGAUUACCAGUAAUUUUCCACGGGAGAAUUGAUGCGAUAACGAAACCUGUAUGACAAUUAUGUGUAUCGUUGGUGGAUAUAGAGGUAUACGUUAUACAGUUAUAUGCACAGGCACUGUAUUAGUAUUUCAAUGGAGACUUCCGUUCAAUGGAUUACGCAUACUUGCCAAAUUUAACCAAGGCCCAAACAAGACGAAUUCGACUAAAUAAUAUUUUGUAUCACUCAUUUCAAACCCUGCAAUUGGGAAAUUCCUGGCGCACGUGUUCGGUUUGUUGUUUUCUGUUUGCCUGUUUGUUAUCCCGUUGUAUUGCGGUGUUGAGAUUGCACAAAAUGUCCAAUGGUUCCAGCGCACCCACAUCUGUACCGGCGAGUCCAUUGCCCCAGAAUUCUGACGACCCAAACAGCGAAGUUUUUGAUAUUGAGAGCAUUACAAGACUUGCAAGCACAACAAUCGUUCUUCAUCCUGGCUCAUCACAUUUAAGAAUUGGAAGAGCAUCUGACCCCCAACCCUUUCUUGUUCCUCAUGUAAUUGCAUGGAGACACAAGCACCCAGGAGAUCAAAAGCCUAUUAAAAAAUCCCUAUUAUCAAGAGAGAGAACAGAGUAUGCCGAUGACUACAAAGUUACACAAUCAGAAGGAUACAAACAAUUAAACGAUGCAGUGCAGACUUAUACUGGGCGUUCAGUUUGUCGAUGGGAACAAAUUUCUAAAAGCAAUAAAAAACAAAAACCUGAAACCUUAGUUGAAGGUUGUGGAUGGAACUGGACAGACACAAGUCAAAAACAGGAGUUUCUUAUUGGUGAUGAUGCACUUUAUAUUGAUGAAGCAGAUUGUUAUGAUUUACAAUGGCCGAUUGUAAAAGGUCAGUUGAAUGUUCAUGACGGUUCGCAUGGUUCACUUCAUUCUGUUAUGACUAAUUUGGAAAUGCAUUGGAUCAAGUCGAUAGAAACGUUUCUUCACAUUCCGAGAAGCGAACUUGUUGGCUACAGGUGUUUACUGCUUGUCCCAGAUAUAUAUAUUAGACAACAUGUUAAAGCACUCAUACAUAUGCUGAUCAACAAUAUGGGCUUUUCUUCAAUAUUAAUUCAUCAGGAAUCGGUUUGUGCGACAUACGGUUGUGGUAUUGCUACUGCAUGUGUGGUAGAUGUUGGUCACGAAAAAACUUCUAUAUGUUGUGUUGAAGAUGGAACAUCCCAUAAGAACACAAGAAUUUGUCUUGAUGUUGGUGGGAGAGAUAUUACAAGAGUAUUUGCUGGUUUUUUAAAGCGAAAUUGCUUGCCAUAUCAAAAAUUUGACCAGGAUGAUAGAAUGGAUGCUUUACUAAUGGAAGAACUUAAAGAAACAUUCUGCCACAUGGAGCCAGAUAGAGUUAGCCCUGAAAGUCAGGAAUUCCACAUCAGAAGACCUGGUCAAUGUUCGUUACUUUAUCCUAUUGUCCUUGGUGAUGAAACUUUAGAGGCACCUUUAUCCAUCUUUUUUCCAAAAGCAUUUGGCUUAAAGAUGAAAGAUAGACACAUUCAUUUUGCAACAAGAAAUCCUGGAGAUUCAGAGGAUCCAAUGGAUGAAUAUUAUUUGCUGCAAACUAGGAGCAAAAAUUGGGAGAAUCGCCUCUCUAGAAGAACGAAAACUGAAAACCUAUCGACUAAUACAUCAAAUUCUGCAUUAGAUGAAAACAUUGAAAAAAUGGAAGAUGAUAAUGGUGAAGAUUUAGAUGACGAGGAAACACAACAGAUGUGCAAUUACAAACCAGGUGCUGAAAUGGCACCAGCUCCAGGAGGACUACUUGGAUUAGAUCAAGCUAUUGUAUGGAGUGUAGAAAAUUGUCCUUUGUCUUAUGAAGAUGAAUUAAAGAGGCGAAUGUACUCUUGCAUUCUUGUGGUUGGUGGAGGAUUGGCUCAUUUUGCUGGAGCUGAUCAGUAUUUGAGACACCGUAUCAAAUUGUUAAUACCAAAUACACCUUUAAAAUCUUUGAUGGUUGGACAAGUGGAUGUUGUAGUAAAACCAAAAGAUCAGGAUCCAUCGAUUGUUGCUUGGAAAGGGGGAUCUGUGCUGUCAUGUCUUGAUAAUGCCCAGGAAUGUUGGGUCACUAAUAGCGAAUGGAACAAAUUUGGCUUGAAGUUGUUGAGAGAAAGAUCACCAUUCAUUUGGUGAAAUAGGUAAGGUUUACUGCAGCUGAAAUGGACUUUCAGUCAGUAUAGUACUUCAAGAAAGGAAGUAAAAAAAUAGUCCAAGCAACCGGUGAAAGAGAAGACGGAGGAACUGCAACAUGACAGCGCAAUGCAUCAAGAUAAAGGUCGAAAUUUACAAUAGAGCGAUUAUUGGUUAUCAUUCACACAUGUACCCAAAUGAAUGCUUUGAAUAUAUAUUUUAAGCCAGAGAAAAAGUUUAUAUUUGUUUCUUUUGGGUUAGGAGGCAGGACAGCCAGCUUGUAGUGUUCAAAAUAUACUGCCUCCUACAUAUGUUAUACAGAUCACUUUUUCAUUCUUGAUGUCCUGACUAUCAACCAAAUAUCUAUUGGGUCAGCUUGUAGUGUUUAAGCCUUUUCUACAUAAGUUAUGCAGACCACUUUCUCUUUCUUGAGUCGGCUUAUAAGGUGGGCUUUUGCUUUUAGUGUUCAGAAUAUACUGCACUGUAUACAAGUUAUGCAAACCACUUCGACUUUCUCGAUACCAUAACUAUCCAGCCCAGCGGUGGGCAACCCCUGGCACGUGAGCCCGUUUAUUCGGCACACGAAAGAGGCCUCAGAAACGAAAUCAUUCUCCGUUAGAUAAUAAGUUUCGAGACUCUAAUAUUCUGAUGAAACUUUGUGUUCGUUUAUUCAUUAUGUAUCGUUUUUUUAACAAUCCGUUCUUUAAACUCAUUUUGUCCUUCCAUGACAUAUGGCUACAAAGAAAUAUGUUAUGACCUAACAAAUAAGUGAGCUCUAGAGAAAUUUUGUCGAGAACAAAGCAGCAUUCUUUGGCUACUUUGUUACGUAAUAUACCAUUUUUCUUCAUUUCUGCUUAUUUAUCAAGUUGAAAAGCUCAUGUUGGUUGGAGUUACUUGCUAACUUACUGUUAUGAAUUGGGGAAGGGAAUACAAGAGAGAAGUGCACAAAACAAACCAUUGCGAGAUUGGGAUGCCAUUCCCAAAAAAUUUUGGUGUCUUAUAAACUAUGCAACUGCAUUACUUUCCGUGUUUUUAUCUACAUAUGCUUGUGAAUAUCUUGUUCCCAGUUAUGAACUUUAUUAAGUCUCAUAAUAGGAGUAGCAUGAAAGAUGAAACCAGUAGUUCGUGUAUUCCUUUGAAAGUUACAAAAUAUAAACCCAAUGUAAAAUUUCUAUCAGUGGUAAUGCACCAGCAGAAGUCUCGCUGAUGUAGAAUAAGCAAAGUAAUCGAAUCUAUUCCGAAUAGCAAAUAUGUCUGUAGGUGAACAUGUUUAAAAGGUUUAUUAUUUUGUAUUUUUGCUUUGAAAGUAGCAAAGCAUUGUUUUUAAUUUUGGUCGGCACGCGGGAGAAUUUUAUCGUUUAAUUUAGCCGAUUUGGCAAGCAAGCCGAAAAAGGUUGCCCACCCCUGAUCUAGCCAAAUAGCUAUUGCCAGG